AGUUUGCAGAGCGUAUCUGGUGCGUUGUUGUUGUGCUGCUCGCGAGGGGAAUCCAAUAACUAUACUAUGGGCUGUAUGCUGGCACGCCAAAACCAAGUUAACAGAUUCAAAUAGUCGGAGUUCGAAGCGAAGGCCACUCGAGAAGCGGCGGUUGAGCGCGAGAAGCAGCGGGCCCAGUGCAGAGCGAGCUACCGCUGUUGUUAUUAUUUGUUUUCCGUUACCGUUUUCAACCGCUGUGCGGGAGUGCGUGGUGCGUGGUGCGUGGUGCGAUACCGAAGCAGGGAGGAGGAAGUGAUUCGGAAGUGAAAAGAGGGGCCAUGACAACGUCGACGCUCAAGCCAGCGGGCGGCGAGGAAGUGCCGCCGGCGGGGGUGGUGGGCGGCGUCGGCGACGUGGGAGUGGCCGCCAGCCUGUCGAAGCGCGACUCCGAGGAGGAUACGUGGGCCUCCAAGGGGUACAUAAAUCCGUUUGUCCAUCGCCUCGAAAUCGACAGUCACAUUGAGGUGGCCAAGGUCUAUGUGCUGACAGUGCUGCUGCUGCCCAUCCGCGUGGUGGGCUGCGUCCUCUCCCUGAUCUCCGCCUGGAUGUUCGCCUGUAUUGGACUCUAUGGAUUGACGCUGGAAGAUCUCAAGGCGAAACCCCUCACCGGCUGGCGCAAACAAGUGCAGUGCAUGACGGCCUGCGGCAUGCGCAUGGUGUACACCUUCGGAUCGUUCCACUACGUGACCAUGAAGGGGCGGGCGGCGACGCCCAAGGAGGCGCCCAUUCUGGUGGUGGCUCCGCACUCCUCCUACGUGGACUCCAUCCUGGUCGUGGCCAGUGGCCCGCCCUCGAUAGUGGCCAAGCGGGAGACGGCGGACAUCCCGCUGCUGGGGCGCAUCAUCAACUUCGCCCAGCCCAUCUACGUGCAGCGCGAGGACCCCAACUCGCGCCAGAACACCAUCCGGGACAUCGUGAACCGAGCCCGCUCCUCGGAGGACUGGCCGCAGGUGGUCAUCUUCGCAGAGGGCACCUGCACCAACCGCACCGCCCUCAUCAAGUUCAAGCCGGGUGCAUUCUACCCGGGAGUGCCGGUGCAGCCGGUGCUCCUCAAGUACCCGAACAAGUACGACACCUUCACAUGGACCUGGGACGGACCUGGAGUGUUGCGCCUUCUCUGGCUGACGAUGACGCAGUUUUACAACCGGUGCGAGAUCGAGUAUCUGCCCGUCUACACUCCAUCGGCGGACGAGGUGGCCGAUGCCAAUCUGUAUGCCAACAAUGUGCGCGAGGUGAUGGCCAAGGCCCUGGGAGUGCCCACGUCGGACUAUUCUUUCGAGGACGUCAUCGUGAUGAGCCGGGCUCGCGACAUGAAGAUCCCCUUCCCGGGCGACAUAGUGGAGAUCGAGCGGACGAUCGAGAAGCUGGGCCUGGUGGAGAGCCAGCGGGACGCGGAGCUGUGCAAGGGCUUCCUGCGGCUGUCGAACACGGACCGGCUGGACAUCAUCACGUUUGGCGAGCUGCUCCAGGUGGAUCUCAAGGACGUCAAUCUGCACAAGCUGUUCUCCCUGCUCGACCACCGCCGCACGGGCACAGUGAGUUUGAAGAGCUUCCUGCUCUGCUCGCUCUUCUGCAAGCUGAAGAACUCCGAUCUGUUGACCUUCCUGCGGGCCCUCAUCCAUCUGUAUAGCGAAUCUAGUCAGCAGAUCGACAGGGAGAGCUUCGUGCGAUUGAUGAGACACGCUGGCGGCAAGCUGAACGAACAAAAGGCCCAGGCGCUCUUCUAUGCGCUGGACACCGACAACCUGGGCUACGUCUCCUUCGAUUCCUUUGUUGAGCACACGGAAAAGCAGAAGUCGAGCUAUAAAUUCCUCUACCACAAAUCGGAGCACAUACGGCGACCGAAGGCAGUCACCACGCCGGCCAACUGAGUACGUGGAGCACCUUUGGUGGCUCACCGGAGGUGGAGAAAGUAUCCAGAAGACGAGGAGUUGCAACCAAGAGAAAACAAAUAACACCCAACCUAAGCAGAAAGUUCAACUGUCGAGUGUAUAUUUUUAAUAUUUAUUUAUCGAGUAGCGCGUGUCCUGGCACCCACAUAUAUAUAUUGUAAUUAAUGUAAUUUCUAUUAUUAUUACCAUAGUUUCCAGCACAGAGAUCCGGAUCUUAUUGCGCCCCAGCUUUGUUAUUAUUCAUACUCGGACUCUAAACGCAAGUCAUUUCAUCUUUGUGAUUCUUAUUUUACACACCUACGUUAUAUAUACACUUAAAUACUAGAGCAUAUAUAAGCAAGUAUGUAUCUUAUGUAGAGGCGGGAAGGCAAACCUGAAUAUUUCCCAAUUUCCCUGGCCAAAAAGAGAAUCCACAAAGAAUUGUAUGGCAAGCCAUAGGUUUAAGACAUAACAGCAGACCCAGCCAAUGAAGCUCUCCAUCGAUCCCACUCACUAGGACACCACCAAGACCUCACAGAACAAUGGAACUGCGAUCGAAAGCGGUCAUAACCACCACCACUGACCAACCAAAACUGAACAACCACCAAGCACACUAAACGAAAACCAAUUGUAGUCGAUAAUGAUCGAUCAGGGAAGACCUUUCUUCACUAUGUCACCCAUGCUUUCUAAAACUACCCAAUCUCAACUAAAUUUGUAAGAAACGAUCGCUAUAUGAUCUAUUUUAGACUUGCUAAUCGCCCACUUUAAAAACCGAUUGUACAUAAUGUCUUAGGAAAGACAAGAGAUUGUAAAACUUUCGAUUACUUCUCGAUCACUCUUGCACUGUUUGCCUAAUUUAACUUUGCUGAAAUUGAAUUUAAGGAUCUCUGAUCUGUAGAGUGCACCUUCAGGUCCAUAGUUCCUCAGAGUUAUCGAACAUUUCUUGUGCAUUUGCAACCCACACGGCCAGCUUGUCUCGACUUUACACACGGAGAGCAGAGACCUACGUAGAGCACAGCCUGUACUUAAGUCAAACACCUUGGGCACACCCCACUUCACACAGAGUCUGUUCCAUCUAUAUACUAUUAAUUGUGGACACCAAGGAACACCAGGUAUUGUGUAAGGCGUAUCUGCCGCAUUCAACAGAAAACCUGCUCUUUCGAAAUGACCAUUACGCUUUCGAGAGGGCAGACGGUUAACUCCUCCGUAGUUUUACAUUUUGAGAAGAUCUAACCCUAAGCUAAACCAUCUAAUUUAUGUGCUAUUGUAAUAGAUAUUAUUAGCGCCCUAAGCCAGCACCGAGAGCAAACCCACAUCGGCUGAGAAAUCUGCUCAAAAAUAUAUGUGUGUACGAUUUUAAACCCA
Molecule: messenger RNA, 3275 nt
Organism: Drosophila biarmipes
Lineage: Eukaryota; Metazoa; Arthropoda; Insecta; Diptera; Drosophilidae
Gene: LPCAT
Product: lysophosphatidylcholine acyltransferase
Exons: 8
Coding region: 318-1910 (530 amino acids)
Molecular function (GO): calcium ion binding
Source: RefSeq, a predicted model, not a curated record